Molecule: messenger RNA, 1008 nt
Organism: Kluyveromyces marxianus DMKU3-1042
Lineage: Eukaryota; Fungi; Ascomycota; Saccharomycetes; Saccharomycetales; Saccharomycetaceae
Gene: RPC40
Product: DNA-directed RNA polymerase core subunit RPC40
Exons: 1
Coding region: 1-1008 (335 amino acids)
Biological process (GO): DNA-templated transcription
Cellular component (GO): RNA polymerase I complex; RNA polymerase III complex
Molecular function (GO): protein dimerization activity; DNA binding
Source: RefSeq, a predicted model, not a curated record
AUGUCCAACAUCGUCGGCAUCGAGUACAACCGCGUCACAAACACCUCCUCCACAGACUUCCCGGGCUUCGCCAGCGACCAGGACAAUGCCUGGGACCUCGACCGCUUCAAGAACUCCUUCGACGUCCGCAUCGAGUCCCUCGACGACCGCGAAGUCAACUUCGACCUCAUCGGCGUAGACACAUCCAUCGCAAACGCAUUCAGACGUAUCAUGAUCUCGGAAGUCCCCUCCGUCGCACCAGAAUACGUCUACUUCUUCAACAACACUUCGGUCUUGCAAGACGAAGUCCUCGCCCACAGAAUCGGUCUCGUGCCCUUGAAAGUAGACCCCGACAUGCUCUCAUGGAUCGACUCCUCGCUGCCCGAAUCCGAACGUUUCACAGACGAAAACACAAUCGUCAUGUCUUUGAACGUCAAGUGCACCAGAAACCCAGACGCUCCACCAAACUGUGAAGACCCUCGCAUCCUAUACCGCAACGCCCACAUCUACGCCCGCGACCUCAAGUUCGAGCCCCAGGGCAAACAGGUCGAACAGUUCGCCAAGUGUCCCGUCGUCGCUGCUGACCCAGAUAUCUUGCUCGCAAAGUUGAGACCGGGACAAGAAAUCUCGCUUCGCGCUCACUGCAUCCUGGGAAUCGGUAGCGACCAUGCCAAGUUCUCCCCCGUCGCAACUGCAAGCUACAGACUGCUUCCGCAGAUCGAUAUACUAGAUGAGAUUCGCGGCGAAGACGCCAAGAAGUUCGUCAAGUGUUUCGCCAAGGGCGUCGCUGAUAUCGACAGCGAAGGACGUGCCUACAUCAAGGACCCACGAAAGGAUACCGUGUCGCGCGAAGUGUUGCGCCACGAGGAGUUCCAGGGCAAGGUCAAGCUGGGACGCGUGCGGGACCACUUCAUCUUCAACGUGGAGAGCGCCGGUGCCAUGACGCCCGAGGAGAUCUUCUUCAAGUCCGUGCGCAUCUUGAAGAACAAGGCGGAAUACUUGCGGGGCUGUCCGAUCGGCAGUGCAUAG